Molecule: messenger RNA, 3115 nt
Organism: Notechis scutatus (mainland tiger snake)
Lineage: Eukaryota; Metazoa; Chordata; Lepidosauria; Squamata; Elapidae
Source: RefSeq, a predicted model, not a curated record
UUUUUUUUUUGGGAGGGGGGGGCAUUUCUCUCUCUCUUUUUUGGAAGCCUAAGGAAGAGGGGGUUAAAAUUAAGCCAGCCAUUUUGGGUAAAUAUUUUUUCCUCCCCCUUCUUUUUUUUUCAUGGGGGGGCAUUUAUCUUGUACCUGGGGGGGGGGGGCGCUUUAAAAAAAAAUAAUUUAGAGGCGGCCAUUUUUGUUGCUUUUUUGCUCGGGUGGCAAAAUAUGAUUCUCAACUACUCCCCACCUCAGAACUGAGGGACUCAUUUUUUUUUAAAUUCUUUCCUUCCCCUUGCGCACCCCCAACCCCCCAUUUUAAUUUUUUUUUUCUUCCCAAGAGGGGGGUCCGAGGAAGAAACCUUGAAGAAGAAGAAGAAGAAAAGUUGUGAAGGAAAGAAGAAGAAGAAGAAGAGUCCCGGCCAUCGCAUGGGACUUCUCCUCGCGCCCCCCUCCCCAAACAUCUCCCAUACGCCCACCGCCCCCUUUUGGGGGGCGAUUUUUUUUUAGGGUGGGGGAAUGGUUUGAGGGGGGUCGCUUUUGAGGGAAGGAGGGAGGGAGGGAGCGCGAGAGGCGGGGAAGGGGGGCCGCCGCCGCCCCCACCCCGCCCGUCAGCUCGGCUCCGGUGUUCCCCCACCCAUCGGCCACCCCCUCCUCCGGCACCACCACCAUGGCUUCCCCUCUGAGGGAGGACGAGGAAGAGGAGGAGGAGAUGGUGGUGUCCGAGCCGGAGGGGGAGGAAGACGAAGAAGAGGAGGAGGAGGAAGAGGAGGAGGAAGAAGAAGAAGAAGAGGACGACGAAGAAACCGCCACCGCCGCCGCCACCGCAAGGAACGACAGCCCGGGCGACAUCUUCCCGCCCGCCGCCGCCUCAGCAGCAGCAGCCGCCUCAGCGCAGGCGGAGGCUGCCCCGCUGACCCCCGCCGCCGCCUCCUCCUCCUCCUCCACGCCGGCCGCCGGAGGGACCCAGGCGCCGCCAGACAACGAAGAGGAGGAUUUGUGCAGCUUAGAGAGUCCCCUUGUCGUCAAGAAGAAGAAACGAGGGCCGAAAAAGCAGAAGGAUAACAAGCCGGGGAAACCCAGGAAGCGCAAAAAAUUAGUCAGUGAGGAUGAGUUUGAGUCCGACCGAGAGGAGUACCGGGCCAAGUCGGAGAGCGGUGGCAGUGAUUAUGGAGGCGUGGGGAAGAAGAAGCGGCGCAAGCAUCGGGAGAAGAAAGAGAAGAAGACCAAGCGGCGGAAAAAGACAGAGGAAGACGGAAUGCAAAAGCCAAAGGUAAGAAGGUCUCUGGGCCUCGGAGACCCAGUUUCCUCCUUCGUGGCUGAUGGACUAGUGAAAGGUCCAGUUUAUCGAAGGCCUCUCAUUGCCAAAAAGAAUCCCAAGAUCCCCAUGUCCAAAAUGAUGACCAUUAUGGGGGCCAAGUGGCGAGAAUUCAGUGCCAACAACCCUUUCAAAGGAUCGACGGCCGCCGUGGCUGCUGCGGCCGCCGCCGCUGCGGCCGCCGUAGCAGAACAAGUCUCAGCUGCCGUGUCGGCUGUGAUCCCUUCACCUGAGCCCCAACACCUGCUGCAGCCCCCGGCUCAGCCUCUUCCCAUCCGCAAAGCCAAAACCAAAGAGGGCAAAGGACCUGGCCACAAGAAGAGGAGUAAAAGCCCUCGCGUCCCCGAGAUGAAGAGGAAGGGGAAGGGGAAGAAGAUGGCGCCCCUGAAGAUCAAGUUGGGCGUGAUUGGCGGGAAGCGCAAAAAGAGCAGCUCACAUUUGUUUCAGAGCGACGAGGUGGCAGAACCGGAAGAAGAAUCCGACCUGGACAACUCCAGUGUUCACAGUUCUUCCGUGCGUUCGGAUAGUUCAGGAAGGGUCAAGAAAGUCAGGCGAGGUCGACCUGGACGAAAGAAGAAGAAAGUUGCCGGUGAAGAAGAGGCCGACGGCUACGAGACCGACCACCAAGACUAUUGCGAGGUGUGCCAGCAGGGCGGGGAGAUCAUCCUGUGCGACUCGUGUCCCAGAGCUUAUCACCUGGUGUGCCUGGACCCGGAGCUAGACAAGGCCCCCCAGGGCAAAUGGAGCUGCCCUCACUGCGAGAAAGAAGGAGUGCAGUGGGAGCCGAAGGAGGAGGACGAGGAAUACGAAGGCGAGCUGGACGAGAAGGAAGAGGAGGACGACCACAUGGAAUACUGCCGGGUCUGCAAGGACGGCGGGGAGCUCCUGUGCUGCGACGCUUGCAUCUCUUCCUAUCACAUCCACUGCCUCAACCCACCUCUCCCGGAGAUCCCCAACGGGGAAUGGCUGUGUCCCCGCUGCACGUGCCCCAUGCUAAAAGGCCGUGUCCAGAAGAUCCUCCACUGGCGGUGGGGCGAGCCCCCCACGCCGGUUGCGGUCCCGCUGCCCCCUGACAGCAACCCAGACGACCCGCCUCCCAAGUUGCUCCAGGGACGUUCGGAGCGCGAAUUCUUUGUCAAAUGGGUUGGCCUCUCUUACUGGCAUUGCUCCUGGAUAAAGGAAUUACAGCUGGAGAUUUUCCACUUAGUGAUGUACAGAAAUUACCAGCGGAAGAAUGACAUGGACGAGCCUCCCCCGUUUGACUAUGGCUCCGGCGACGAUGACGGGAAAAGUGAGAAGAGGAAGAACAAGGACCCUCUCUAUGCGGAGAUGGAAGAGAACUACUACCGUUACGGCAUCAAGCCGGACUGGAUGACCAUCCAUCGGGUGAUAAACCACAGCAUUGACAAAAAGGGCAUCUAUCACUACCUGGUGAAGUGGCGGGACCUCUCCUACGACCAGUCUACCUGGGAAGAGGACGAGAUGGCCAUCCCCGAAUACGAGUACCACAAGCAGGCCUACUGGUCGCACAGAGAGCUCAUUAUGGGGGAAGAUCCAGUCCAGCCUAGGAAGUACAAGAAAAAAAAGAAGGAGUUGGCCUCAGACGACCCACCGACUUCCCCCACCAACGACGUGAGUGAUUCCAGUGCUCUAGUCAGGCAAGAAGGCAUGCAGGUAGUCCUCGACUUACGACCACAGCUCAGCCCAACCUUUCCGUUUGCUAAGCGAGAAACCGGUUAAAUGAGCUUCGCCUCCCCCCACCCCCGUUUCGCACCCUUUCUCGCCAGCCUUGUCAAGGGAAUC